AGGCUCACAUGCAUCACUUUUGUGUUCCCACUAGAUUCUGGGCCACGAACUGGAAUUAUUUUGCCCUUCCAUAAAUGCAUUGCCCAUUGGAGUGAGAUCUGUGCUUUUGCCCUUUUCAUUGACAGAGGAAUUCUGUUCCUGUCUCCUCCUCUCUCUCUCUCUCUCUCUCUCUCUUCUUGCGGGCUUGUUCCAUCCCCAUCUCUUCGUUGUGCUGGUCUCUGGAUAUGUGGAUUUGUUUGGUACUUGUGAGAACAUAUAAAAGGAGGGCUUGGACAUGUGUGUGACUCCACCAACCUUCUUAAGGACACUCAGUGAGUGGUGCUUCUUCUUUUCUACCCUGUUCUUCUUUGGUUCAUUUCUAGUGUUCCCAAACACCAUCCUUCUCUGUUUUCUGCUAUCGCAGUCAUGGUAUUCUUUCUACACACCAAAAAGCUUAGCAUAUUCUGAUCCUUCUCGAAUUUGCCUUAUUUUUUUGUUGUUGUUGGGAGUCACAAUUAUUUUCUUGUGAAAAAUCACCACACAUUUAUUUGUAUUUGGAAGUAAAGGCUAACACAGGGGUAAUCACUGCUUUUUUCUCUGUGGAAAUUUCUCUAUCUAAAGUUGCAAGAUAACUUGUUGUUUGUUGAAUUCGAUAUGUAAAGUGGCUUCGAGUUUUCAUGUCCUAUCUCCAACCCUUAAAACGCAACCAGCUACAGUGCAAGAAUUGUUUCGAGCUCAUUUCUCCUCCCCUCAAUGGUGAUCUCUCUUUUCUGCGCCAGAGUCAAUGUCCUUCUUCUGCUUCUAGCUCUCUGUUCUCCAUGCAAGUUCAUCCAGAGUCCCAUGGACUUUGGUCCCUUGAGCUUCCUCCAGAAAACAAGCACAGCUUGUGUGGACUUCGGAAGAAUUCUCUUCAACUCCCCCUCGGCAGUCCUUCGACCCCAGUCCUCUGAAGACAUCUCUCUCCUCCUCAGCUUCCUCUCUUCCUCAUCCUUCAGCAGAGUCACAGUUGCGGCAAGAGGAGCUGGGCACUCCAUCCAUGGCCAAGCCCAAGCACUCGAUGGCAUAGUCAUCGAGAUGGAUGCUCUCCCCUCCAAUAUAGAAAUCCACAAGAAAGGAGAAGGGGUGGUCGGUGUCUCGUAUGCUGAUGUUAGUGGCGGAGCACUGUGGAUCGAGCUGCUACAUGAGAGCUUGAAGCAUGGGCUGGCUCCAAGGUCCUGGACUGAUUACCUCUAUCUCAGCGUUGGUGGCACUCUCUCCAUUGGUGGCAUCAGUGGCCAAACAUUCAAACACGGGCCUCAGAUCAGCAAUGUCCUUCAACUGGAUGUGGUGACAGGUAAAGGAAAGCUGGUGACAUGCACUCCCACCAAGAGUCCAGAGCUUUUCUUUGCAGUUCUUGGUGGGUUAGGCCAAUUUGGCAUCAUAACGAGAGCAAGAAUCCUGCUCCAAGAUGCUCCAGAGAAGGUCAAGUGGGUCAGAGCCUUUUAUGAUGAUUUCGACACCUUUACCAGUGACCAGGAGCUGCUCAUCUCGAUGCCUGAGUUGGUGGACUAUGUCGAAGGCUUCGUAGUCCUAAAUGAGCAAUUCCUCCACGGCUCCUCCACUGCCUUCCCCACUCAUCUAGACUUCACCCCUGAGUUCCACAGCAAUGGCAGCUCCAACGUCUACUACUGCAUUGAGUUUGCUGUCCAUGACGACGGAUCGAAGAACGCCAGCACAGAAGAGGUCGUGGAGGAGAUUGCGAGGCGGAUGAGUCACCUGCCAUCCCACUUGUACGGUGCGGAGGUCUCCUACUACGACUUCCUCAACAGGGUUAGGAUGGAGGAGAUGAGCCUGAGGAGUGUUGGCCUGUGGGAAGUCCCCCACCCUUGGCUCAACAUGUUCGUGCCCAAGUCUGGGAUCAAAGCUUUCAGGGACUUGCUGUUGGAGACCAUCUCACCAGAUGAGUUCGCGGGCCCUAUCCUCCUUUACCCACUUCUAAGAGACAAGUGGGACACAAACACAUCGGUGGUGCUGCCGGACGCCGCCGGGGGAGCGGCGGAGGACGAGCGGGUGCUGUACAUCGUGGGCGUGCUCCGGUCAGCGAACCCAGCCAGCUGCACCGCCGAGUGCCUCCGCGACCUCCUCCGUCUCAACCGCGGCAUCGCCGACGCCGCCUCUGCCCCCGGCAUCGGCGCCAAGCAGUACAUACCGCACCACCCCUCGCCGAGCCACUGGCGGGAGCACUUCGGCCGGCGCUGGGAGCGGCUGGCGGCGCGCAAGGCCCGCUUCGACCCGCUCGGCAUCCUCGCCCCCGGCCACGGCAUAUUCCCCAGGAUAUCCUCCGCCUCCUCCUCCUCCUCCUCCUCCUCCUCCCUGUAGCACCAUCGCAUAUGUUCUUCCACCCUCACACAGCAAGUUCAGUGCACGUGACAAGAUUACUGGAGAGGAAAAGAAGAAGCAUGGAACCUGUUCCCCAUUCCUCGAUCUUCCUUUUUCCUUCUUUUUGUUCUUUGAUCUGAUAUGCAAGGAUUUUGGAAGAGGAUACCUUCGCACCCAUUAAAAUUUUGGUUGGUUUACUUUACUGCAA
Musa acuminata subsp. malaccensis (wild Malaysian banana) is the source of this 2545-nucleotide messenger RNA. RefSeq names its product cytokinin dehydrogenase 3. NCBI's taxonomy places the organism in Eukaryota, Viridiplantae, Streptophyta, Magnoliopsida, Zingiberales, Musaceae. Gene Ontology annotation, biological process: cytokinin metabolic process. The record is from RefSeq and is a predicted model, not a curated record. Gene Ontology annotation, molecular function: cytokinin dehydrogenase activity; FAD binding.